Molecule: messenger RNA, 1107 nt
Organism: Babesia sp. Xinjiang
Lineage: Eukaryota; Apicomplexa; Aconoidasida; Piroplasmida; Babesiidae
Gene: rmt1
Product: Protein arginine N-methyltransferase 1
Exons: 5
Coding region: 1-1107 (368 amino acids)
Biological process (GO): peptidyl-arginine methylation
Cellular component (GO): nucleus
Molecular function (GO): protein-arginine N-methyltransferase activity
Source: RefSeq, a predicted model, not a curated record
AUGGUAUCCCGUAAGCCUUUGAGUUAUGGGCUUUAUUCAGCCGCUGAAGUUCGCGAAUUUGCGAACGACUGGUCGGAGUUCGAUAGUGCGAUCGCGGUUGAAGGUCCCAGACCAACUUCUUUUAAACCUUCUGCGGCUAGUGAGAGUUAUUUCCAUUCUUACAGCUAUAUCGGUAUACAUGAGGAGAUGUUGAAGGAUGCAGUUCGUACAGGGACCUAUCACCGGGCAAUAACGCAGAACCGGCACUUAUUUGAGGACAAGGUGGUACUUGAUCUUGGCUGUGGUACUGGGAUCUUAUCACUUUUUUGUGUUGCUGCCGGUGCUCGUCAUGUUUAUGCCAUAGAGUGUAGUACUAUAAUCCACUUAGCAAAAAGGCUUGCGGAACAGAACGGAGCAAGUGACAAGGUUACUUUUUUACACGGUAAAUGUGAGGAUCUGGAACUCCCCGUGCCCAGUGUCGACAUCAUCGUUAGCGAAUGGAUGGGUUAUUUUUUACUUUACGAGAACAUGCUGGAAUCCGUAUUGUUUUGCCGUGACAAGUGGUUGAAGCCAGGUGGUUUGAUUUUUCCAGACAGAGCACGGUUGUACAUGUGCGCUAUAGAGGACGCUGAGUACAAGUGUGAUAAGCUGGACAGUUGGCGUGACGUUUAUGGUUUUGACUUUUCACCUAUCCGACCCUAUCUUCUUGAAGAGCCUUUGGUGGAUGUGGUGGACAAUAAGACGAUGAAUACCACCGAUUGUUGUGUGUUAGACCUUGAUUUGCAUACCUGUACGCUUGCUGAUUUGGAUUUUCAUAGCGAAUUUAUGAUAAUAGUUCAACGAAAGGACUAUAUACAUGCUCUGUGUUUCUGGUUCGACGUCACUUUCUCAGCUUGCCACAUGCCACUGACCCUUACGACAAGUCCCCGAGAGCAGUAUACUCACUGGAAACAGACGGUAUUUUAUCUUCCAGAUGAUCUGAUUGUUGAUUGCGGUGACAAGAUUAAGGGCAUGAUAGCGGUGCGGCGUAACGCUGAUAAUCCGCGUGAUCUCGAUGUGAAGCUUCACUAUCACCACAUGGGUAUGAACCACAGUGUGGAGAACAGUCACUUCUAUCGCAUUCGCUAA